CGCACCAUCUCGCACAUUCGAUCUCCUUCGAGGUCGCUGGUGACGUGGAAGUCGUAAUCCUGAACGUGCCUUCCAAGGUGUAGGGUGAUUUCAGACGAAAUAAAGCGCAGGAAUAGAACGAAAUGGCAGACACGCUAACUUUCCAAGCGUUGCAGCUUGCAAAUGAACAGCGCAACGCGUAUGGGCUGCGCUACAAUGAUUAUGCGAGAUACAGGAAGCACUGCGCUAACAGGACCCACCGCCUCCGGUCUACCCUGAAGUUGACGCACGGCAAGGGUCGCGAAUUCAAGAAGCUCCCGCCUGUGAGAUUAGAGGGCAUCAAAGACGGCUACCUGCAACUCCUUCUCUUCGAAGCCGAACGUGCUUGGACGUACUCGCAAGAACUGUCUCAGCUUGCUGCCGCUCCAGCGUCCAAGGACAAAGCCUCUGCUAUUAGGAAGAAUGCUACCUCACGCUUCCGCAAGGCUGUGAACUGGGCUACUCAGCUGCUCUCACACUGCCAAGCUCUCCACGCUGCCGGCCGACUACCAGCUUCCAAUCUCAUCCAAGCCACAGUUUACACUCUGAUCCUUAACGGCCGGUUCCUGCGCUACCGCUACAACUUCGAGAACGCCCUCGCACAGCUGUGCGUCGCCCGCUCACUCCUUGACGAGCUCGCCUCGCAUGCAAGUACCAGCAGGGAUCAAGCCCUGGCCAUUACCUUCGCGGACGAGAUUAGUCCAGAAAUCAGGUACUGCGCCCAUGAGCUCGGUAGUGCGAAGGCGUACGAUGUCGAUGCCAUUGUCGCGGAAACGGCCUCUGCGCACAAGAACGAGCUUGUAGAUGGUUACGAUAAGCUGUUGGUGGAGGUGGCGCAAGAGAAUGCUGGCGGCGCUGCAGAAGACCGUAAGAAGCUGAAGCCACUCCUAUGGGAGGAUGAGGCAGUACCUAUUCGAAACCCCGAGUUGGUCGACGUGCUUCUGAAAGUGCAGGAGGCUGAGGAGAAGUUACACACUGUUUCCGAGGGGAAGCCUGUGGAGCCUCUCGAAGAUACGGGGAAGAAGAAGAGCAAGGUUGGCAGGAGUCACAAAUCAAAGCAAGACGUCGCUGCAUACGAUGCAAUCCUUCUCGCUCUGAGUGACGCUGAGGGCGUGGCGCGAAAACUCGUGGAAGCUCAACAGGUAAGCAGCGGGAGCAGCACGGCACCUGCGGGUACCCGUGACUUGCAGUUUGUUUACGCCUUCGUCGUGUACCAGCUCCUCGCGCGCCGCAUUCAGCGUGAUCUUCUCCUCAUCUCAACACUGCUUCAUCAAUCGCAGACGUCAAGCCACCGCUCAGGUGAAGUUUCGAUCUCGAAAGCAAGCGCAAGCAAGCAGCAGGUGGACUCUAGACUCUUCCCCGCUGUCGUAAAACUGCUCGACACCAUCAUUCAGAGCCUGACCCAAAUGCGGGCUCUUUCUAUCGUCGACGACAGCCCCGACUUGGCCACUGCGGUUGAUGCAAGAAUAUCCUUCUCUAAGGCGCGGAGAUGUCAAUACCUCGCGAAGGCGUACACAGCAUCCAAAAAGUAUGCCGAAGCUGUUGCAUUAAUGCAACGUGCCACAAUACAUAUUCGUGAGUUGCAAUCGGCUCUUAGCCUUCUCCCGUCUCCCUCAGAAGACCCGAUCUCGACCUCCGAACUUCCCUUCUACGCACUCGAGUCAAACUCCAUCUCUCAGCUCCAAGAACAGGUCGACGCCGAGAGCUCGAAAUGCAAGAAAGACUGGUUUUCAUACAACGGCGGCGAUGCCUCGGGCACGGUUGACAGGUCUACCUACAAGAAGCCUCUCUUCUUUGACAUUGCGCUCAACUAUGCCGAGCUCAACAUGGACAGGCUGACGGAGCGCGCGGGCAAGAAGAUCGCAGCACCAGCACCCGCUAUCGUUGCUCCGGUACCGCAGAGGGCGCCAUCAGGCCCUACCGAGACGAAGAGCGUGGCAAGCAGAGCGAAAGUCGAGGAGAUCCAGCGACCGAUGACGCCGGAGCCUUCGGCUGCGCCGACGAAAGGUGGUUUGAGCAGUUUGCUUGGGGGAUGGUGGGGCAGAAAAUAAUUUCCUUACAUUUGUAAUUUUUUCUGCGAGUAUCUCAUGCCUUCUGAUAAC
Phanerochaete carnosa HHB-10118-sp is the source of this 2120-nucleotide messenger RNA. RefSeq lists its product as uncharacterized. Gene Ontology annotation, cellular component: signal recognition particle, endoplasmic reticulum targeting. The transcript has 5 exons. The record is from RefSeq and is a predicted model, not a curated record. Bases 123 to 2069 code for a protein of 648 amino acids. NCBI's taxonomy places the organism in Eukaryota, Fungi, Basidiomycota, Agaricomycetes, Polyporales, Phanerochaetaceae. Gene Ontology annotation, molecular function: signal recognition particle binding; 7S RNA binding; endoplasmic reticulum signal sequence receptor activity. Gene Ontology annotation, biological process: SRP-dependent cotranslational protein targeting to membrane.